GUUAGCACCUACUAUUUUACCUUCUUACCUCCCCUUCUAAAGCUCAACUCAGGAAAAUCAUCCUGUAUUGAUUUAUCCUAUUAUUCAAUAAAUUAUCUUAGUGAAUUAAAGCCCCUAUGUUACAAUGGGCUCCAUGUUAUUAUUAUCUAUAGCAUUUGUCGCGUCAUAUUACGAAAUUCCAGAUAUUGGUAUUCGUCAGUGUUGCAUCUAGAAUCCUCUCUUCGAUACCGCCCUCAAGACCGCUCCUCCUCCCAGUUUUCUUGGAGAAAUAAAUAUACGUAGACGAUGUAUCCUGUCCUAUUAUUUACCUUUGUAUUCCUCGGCGGCUAUGUCCACUAUCUGUGGAAAGCCGAGGGUGCCCUCCACGAACCAUGGGUCCCAGAAGUCGGCGACCGACUCUUCAGCCAGCGACCGCUACCCCCGUUUAGAGAAGAGUCUAGUAUAACAACCUAUUCGCUUCCUCUACGGACUCAGGGUCGAAAUAUUGUCGAUUCCAACGGUCGCCGCUACAAGCUCUCCAGCGUCAAUUGGUACGGAGCUAGCGACGAGCUCUUUAUCCCCGGAGGUCUCGAAGUCCAACACCGUUCCGUUAUCGCGGCCACUAUCCGCCUCUUAGGCUUCAAUAGCGUGCGCCUACCCUACUCGGACGAGAUGGUCAUAAAGAACCCGCAUAUCCUUCCACAUCUCCUGACCGCCAACCCCGACCUUAUGGGCUCUCGCGCACUCGAUGUGUUCCAAGCCGUCGUCGAGGCAUUGACCGAUGCUGGCAUCGCUGUCAUAAUCAAUAAUCAUAUCACAAGCGCGACGUGGUGCUGUGGCGCGGACCCGUGCGAUGCCGGCUGGUCCAACGAUCACCUCGGUCCCUUAUGCCCGAUUCCGCAGUCAGAGGAGGAUUGGAUACAACAUUGGGAGACGGUGAUGGAGCCGUUUGUGAAUAACCCUAGAGUCAUCGGGGCCGAUCUGAGAAACGAGGUGCGCGGCGUCUGGGGCACUAUGUCGUGGAAUAGCUGGGCGACUGCUGCCGAAAAGUGCGGAAACAGGUUGCUGAAGAUGAACAAGGACUGGCUGAUUGUUGUCGGCGGGACCGAGUCCGGGAACGACCUUACGAAGGCACAGGAGCGACCGGUGAAACUCGAUGUUGCCGACCGGGUUGUGUAUUCGGCGCACGUAUAUGCUUGGUCCGGGUGGGGCAGUCGCGAGGGACGAUACGCCAAGCGCAGCUACGCUUCUUUUAUUCAGGCGAUGAGGGAGAACUGGGCAUACCUAGUCGAGAACGACGUGGCGCCGGUAUGGGUAGGUGAGUUCGGUGCACCCCGCAACCCCGGAAUAGGCGACGCAAACUACUGGCGAAACCUACUGCGGUACCUAAAGCACAUCGACGCGGACUUCGGAUACUGGGCUAUCAACCCGCGCAAACCUAAAGACAACGAACCAGAGUCGUACUCCCUCGUCAAUGACGACUGGGUUACGCCUAUCCUCGACUAUCGCAUGCGCGACAUGACGGAGCUCAUCGCCGGCGCGGGAGACGGCGGUGAUGACGAGAAUGAAGAUACGGAAAAUGAGGAGGCAAAUAGGAAUAAGAGCGAUGCAGUAGAAGAGUUGUAGAAAGCGCUGUUUUAUAUCUGGUUCAAAAAAAUCGCAAGUUAGCGGAUUGGCUACGCAGGAGAUACCACUCGGGAGGGAAAUUUGAAUUUCAAGCUGUACAAUCGCUAUAUCAACCUAAGAUAUUGUCAUCGGCGUCAGUAUCACAUACACCCCAUCAUUACGGCUACUACGAUAGCCCACUCUAGUUUGGAACAGAGGUAGGGACAUCAACAAUUGAGUUUUUAGGAAGCGAUUCCGUAGAAUUGAUGACGGGGUUUGAUUCUUGUCUUGUGAGGCCAGGGGCAGGCUGUUGACUAUGUUGAUAUGAUCUCUUAAGUAUGAACAGGGACGAACACUGGAUCAAGUCUCUCUUUCGCAGAUGUCCCUAUUACCUGUGCGACAGGUCAAAUCAAAGGGUAUCUCACCAUCCCUUAUAUUAAGUAAUAAAGACUUAUCCUUUUUCAACGUACCAUCUAGGCACUAGUUAAUCGUCCUAGAAGCUUCGUGGUCUCGCCCCCACAGGUCGACAAGUGGCUGCAUUCAAAAUCCUUAAGGACUGAGGAAGGGUCUUCAGAAUGCUGUGCUACCUUACCAAUGCGAGGAAGGGGGGUUACAUCAACAAUGUUCGUCAUGACAUACACUCUCGUUUCUCCCAGUCAUUUAGUAUGCAUUCUCUUCUUCUUCGUUCAU
Annulohypoxylon maeteangense is the source of this 2274-nucleotide messenger RNA. RefSeq names its product glycoside hydrolase family 5 protein. NCBI's taxonomy places the organism in Eukaryota, Fungi, Ascomycota, Sordariomycetes, Xylariales, Hypoxylaceae. Gene Ontology annotation, molecular function: hydrolase activity, hydrolyzing O-glycosyl compounds. Bases 286 to 1605 code for a protein of 439 amino acids. The record is from RefSeq and is a predicted model, not a curated record. The transcript is spliced from 2 exons.